Messenger RNA from Colletotrichum aenigma, 270 nucleotides. RefSeq lists its product as uncharacterized. Lineage: Eukaryota; Fungi; Ascomycota; Sordariomycetes; Glomerellales; Glomerellaceae. The transcript has 2 exons. The record is from RefSeq and is a predicted model, not a curated record. Bases 1 to 270 code for a protein of 89 amino acids.
AUGAAGGACGACUCAGACAGCGAGGAUGACACCAAAGAACUUAAGCGCCAGCUUAAUAAGACUAAUAGCAACUUUAAGGUAAUGCGCGAAAUAUUCAACCAGAACGCAGCAGCCCUCAGCGAACUCCAGGAACAAGCCCGCAAGAACCAAGAUCUAGAGAAAGAAGUCGCCACCCUCCGAGCUGCUGCUAACAAGUUCAACAGCCAGCAGAACGACAACAGACCCUGCAACAACUGGAACAACACCCGCCAGAGCACCACCUAUAGAUAA